AUGCCAUCUACGCUUCGUCUUUUGCAAUGCGUCUGCCUUCUGUGGGCUACCGCAUCUGAUGCGGCUCCUACCCCAGCCCCCAUCCAUGAGCCUCGCUUCAGCGCCCUGGUCGCUGGCAACGUCUCCCUCCGCAUCAUGCCCCUCGGCGCCUCCAUCACCUACGGCGAGGGCUCCUCCACUGGCAACGGUUACCGCCAGUACCUAAAGGACCUCCUCAACGUCGACGGUAACCCCGUUGACUACGUCGGCUCUCGUCAGGGCGGCGACAUGGCGGACAAUGACGUUGAGGGCUGGCCCGGCUACCGCAUCGCCCAGGUCACGGAGAAGGCCAAGGAGUCUCUGCCCGACACGCUGCCGAACCUCGUCCUCAUCAACGCUGGCACGAACGACUGCAUCCAGAACAGCGAGCCCGAGACGGCCGGCGACAGGAUGCUCGAGAUGUUGCGCGCCGUAUGGGCCGCCUCGCCGCGCGUCAGCAUCGUGCUGAGCACGCUGCUCGUCAACAAGGUCGCGUCCGUCGACGAGUGCGUCCGCGGCGUCAACGAGCAGUUCCGCGCCCUCGUCGAAGCCCAGCAGGCCAUCUCGAAAAAGGUCGUCCUCGUCGACUUCCACGCGCCCGAGGGCCCUACCCUCGAUGACCUCGUCGACGACAUCCACCCCGGCGACGCCGGCUUUGAGAAGAUGGCUGCCAUCUGGUUUGAGGGCAUCAAGGACGCCGCGUCCCGGGGCUGGGUCGAGGAGCCCCAAGUCCUGCCGGGGAACGACACGAAGCGCAGCACCCUCGAGACAAGGGUUGGUGCCGCCCUGCGCUCGGCGACGACGGGUGCAAGGGAGCACGCUAAGGCCAUGCUCUGA
Molecule: messenger RNA, 855 nt
Organism: Verticillium alfalfae VaMs.102
Lineage: Eukaryota; Fungi; Ascomycota; Sordariomycetes; Glomerellales; Plectosphaerellaceae
Exons: 2
Coding region: 1-855 (284 amino acids)
Molecular function (GO): phosphatidylcholine lysophospholipase A1 activity
Source: RefSeq, a predicted model, not a curated record